AUGUCGACCUAUACUAUUUACCAUUACAAUACAAAUAACUUCAAUGCAGGAUAUGAUGAUCUGAUUAAUGACUAUCCCAAUCAAUUCUCUAAUCCUGAAAAUAUUUUUCAAGAUACAACAUUUUGGAGACCAAGUCCAGAAUUAAUAACACUCAAAAAUAAUCUACAUAAUGUAACAUUUUAUGACUUUCCUGGCAUCGCAUGCGCCUAUUGUUCUGUUUUAAUGUUUACCUCAGAAAUUUCCUGGGAACCAUUCAAUGAAAAUUUUGAAUACCCGUUAGCCCGUAAAUUUCCAAAUGAAAAACUACAUUUUCACCCUAAUUCAAGUAUACAAAAAAUAGCAAUAUGUAAUUCAUGUAAAUGCAAACAGAACAAACCUUCACCUCCCGAUCUAUUACCAAUUCCUAAUGAAAUUGCAGUUGUUCCAAUGUACAAUCGUCAAUUUCUAUCACCUAUACACUUACGAUGCUCAUUAGGAAGACACGCUGGAAGCAAUUCGUAUAUAAACUACAGACACCUUACAGGUUCUUUUGGUUAUUCAUGCAAUAUCCGUGCAUUAGCCUUAUAUUCUGGAGAGCUUGGCGCAUUUUUUUAUGAUUCAGACUCCUCACCGAACUGGUAUCAUCCAACAUUGUACAAUGCGAUUAAUUGGUUAAAGAGAAAUAAUCCAUAUUUACAACAUUUUAAACCAAGCUG
Molecule: messenger RNA, 695 nt
Organism: Racocetra persica
Lineage: Eukaryota; Fungi; Glomeromycota; Glomeromycetes; Diversisporales; Gigasporaceae
Source: the annotation of a GenBank genome assembly